AUGGGCCUCGGCAAGACGCUGCAGUCCAUCUCCUUGAUUCUGUACAUGAAGCAGCAUGGAAUGUUGGAUAAGCCCAUGCUGGUGGUGGUCCCCAAAGGCUUGCUGACCACUUGGUCGAAGGACCGUUGCGAGCGUUUUCGAGUGUUUUCAGCCAGGGAGCUGAAGAUGUGGGCGGGCGACGAGCUCAAAGUGCACACGUACUUUGACAACAAGCGCUGUGUCCUUCCCCACAUGGCGGCUCAUGCGCUGGCCGCGCAGACGGCCAAAGCCAAGAGAGGACCCACCGCGACGGAGCAGAAGAGGCGGCUCAUCGGCAAGCAGAGCAGCACCGUCUUUGACAAGGACUGGCUGUGGAAGCGCCAUCCGCCGGUGCAAGCAGCGCAAGAACUGUCGGAGAAGCAGAAGCAGCAGCGCGCUGCGAAGCGCCAAGAGAAGCGCCUGCAAAAGGUGAGCUCCGCGGAUGUCUUCCUCACCUCCUAUGGCGUCUUCCGAGCAGAUGUGGAGCGGAAAGACUUCUUCCGUGAAGCCGUGAAGCUUGAUUUGUUCGAGUUCUCGGCUGAGAAGUUGGCCUGCCCGGAUGCCUUUUCAGGGAUCAUCCUUGAUGAAGCGCAACAGAUCAAGAACUACAAUGCACAGAUCUCCAAGGCCGUGAAGCAGGUGGCGGAGCUGGUGGGCCCUGUGCGGAUCGCGCUGAGCGGGACGCCGGUGGAGAACCGCCUGGCGGACUUGCACAGCCAGUUCGAGCGACUUAGCGCUUGGGAGAACGGUCCAUGGGAGGUUCCGGUGGUGGGACGUCCUUCCGGUGGUGGGAGAGGUGGUGGGAGAAUCAUGGAACAUCCGGUGGGUGAGGCCCCAGGCACAGGCUUCUUGGCCUCCGCGCCGGGCUCCACGAGGUUCAUCUUGCCGGGCUACUUGGCCUCCUCGCGGAAGGAGUUCGAGCAGAACUUCGGAAAGCCCAUCGCCCAAGCCGCGCGAGGCGUGGAGAACCCGGACUUCUUGCGGCAGCAGCGGCUGCUGCAGCGGAUCGUGCGGCCCUUCAUCCUGCGGAGACUGAAGACGGAUCCGGAGAUUUGCAAGGAUUUGCCGGAGAAGAUCGAUCAGCAGAAGCUCUAUAAGGCCGCGCAAGAGGCCUUCCAGCAGCUCCCAUCGCGGGAUGACAAGUUCGCUCGGCACAACCACAUCUUCUCGAUGCUGCAGGCGCUCCGUGAGAUUUGCAACCACCCCUUCUGCCUGGCGGAGAACCGCCGGCCUCAGGGCUUUGGCAAGGAGGACAUCCCGAACAGCAGCACAUUAUCGGCCAGCGGCAAAUGCACCAAACUCGAGGAGCUGCUGCGGAGCAUCUUGGAGAGCAAUGAGAAGGUCCUCAUCUUUAGCACGUCCUUGACCGCCCUGGAGAUGCUCUCCAAGCAGAUCACCGACGGCUUCAACUGCAAAGUGCUGAAGAUCGUGGGCAGCAUGGGCAAGGACCAGCGCGAGGCCGUGAUGAAUUCCUUCCAGACGGAUCCCGCCAGUUCCGUGCUGCUGCUGUCCCUGCAGGCAGGCGGAGUGGGCCUGACCUUGACGGCUGCGUCCCACGUCAUUCACUUCGAUCGGCAAUACAACCCGGCCAAGGAGAAUCAGGCCUUUUGGCCGCUGGGAGUGGGGGUGUGUUCCAACAAGCAGGGUGCAACCGGGCGUGGCUGGGGGUGGUGGAUAUGA
Messenger RNA from Durusdinium trenchii, 1698 nucleotides. NCBI's taxonomy places the organism in Eukaryota, Dinophyceae, Suessiales, Symbiodiniaceae. The record is from the annotation of a GenBank genome assembly.